Messenger RNA from Dermatophagoides farinae (American house dust mite), 1227 nucleotides. RefSeq names its product solute carrier family 35 member G1. Gene Ontology annotation, cellular component: membrane. The record is from RefSeq and is a predicted model, not a curated record. Lineage: Eukaryota; Metazoa; Arthropoda; Arachnida; Sarcoptiformes; Pyroglyphidae.
AAUUUUCAAAUUGUUACAAAUUUUGGAUCCAAAUAAAGAUGUUAACCUAAUCUUAUUCACAAAAUUAAGAAUUCAUCAUGUCUGAUGAUUCAUUGACAAAGAAACACGUGACAGAUAUAACGACUAUUGCUACAAUACAAAAUCAUCAUUUGAAUAACCAUAAUCAUCAUCAUAAUGUUCAUUCCAUUACAGUCGAAGAUGAUAAAAAACUUGUAUCAAAAUUUAAAAAACCACCCAUAUUUGGUUCAGCAUUCGGAAUCACUUGUGCAAUGGUUUCGGUUCUUUGUUUUUCAUUUUGUUCGGUGAUUGCCAAAUUAUUAAAUUCAUCAUAUCAGAUUCCAGGUAUUCAAGUUCUAGUCUUAAGAUCGUUCAUUCAGAUUGCCUUAUGUUCCAUUAUUCUGUUUUAUCAACGUUCAUUGCCCGGAUAUACGGAUAUGCGAACAAAUCUGUACAUAUUUGGUUGUUCAAUAAUAGGCACUAUUGCUGUGUGUUGUCUGUUUACCGCAUUCAACAAAAUUCCUAUUGGUGAUGCUACCACAAUCUAUUUAACAUCACCAGUUUUUGUUGCUAUUUUUUCCUUCAUAUUUCUUCAUGAACCAUUUCGGUGGUUACAAUCGAUCACUAUAUUUAUCACCAUUAUUGGUGUAGGAUUCAUUGCAAAACCAGUGUUCAUUUUCGGGACACAACAACAACAACAAACGGAUCAACAUUAUGCACAGGAAAUUUUGGGACAAAUUCUAUCUUUUAUUUCAGCUAUUUCAUCAUCGUUGGCAUUGAUUUUUCUACGAAAAUUAAAAUCUACAUCGCCCAUUAUAAUAUUGCUCUGGUUUGCAAUUGCGAUCACAAUUAUUGGUUCAAUAAUCCUUGUUCAUUUACGUCUGUAUCGAUCAUUGGAUUGGCAUGAUUCAUGGUGUAUUGUACUAUUGGUUUUGAUAGGCUUGUUGAGUAUGGUAGAACAGUAUUUUCUUACAUUAUCAUUACAAUAUGAAGAUGCAAGCACAAUUUCUGUGACUCGUUCAUUCAACAUUGUAUUGGCCUUUCUUUGGGAGGUGAUUAUUUUCCAAGAAACAAUUACAUGGACAUCAAUAGUAGGUGCUAUACUUGUAUCCUGUUGUAUUAUUGCCAUUGCUUUGAACAAACGUAGUUAUCAACAACAGACAAAAAAUUGAAUUUUAAUCAACAAUUUUUUCAAAAUAAUUAUUAUUAUAACUCUUAAAAUCAUCAAUG